This is a messenger RNA of Notolabrus celidotus (New Zealand spotty), 1805 nucleotides long. Its product is annotated as N-acetylmuramoyl-L-alanine amidase-like. NCBI's taxonomy places the organism in Eukaryota, Metazoa, Chordata, Actinopteri, Labriformes, Labridae. Gene Ontology annotation, biological process: detection of bacterium; peptidoglycan catabolic process; defense response to Gram-positive bacterium. The coding region runs from base 223 to 1629 and encodes 468 amino acids. The transcript is spliced from 5 exons. The record is from RefSeq and is a predicted model, not a curated record. Gene Ontology annotation, molecular function: peptidoglycan binding; peptidoglycan immune receptor activity; zinc ion binding.
AUUCUCCAAAACUACCCGUCAGUCUGCGUGUUGUCGACAGGAAGACCUUGGGCGUGAGGACAAAUGAGUCGAACAUCCCAGGUGUGCGUUUCCCACCAGCAGACCCAAUAUAGGCGUAUCUGCAGUAUGUCCACAACGAUUACAUAACCAGAGUUACUCUGCGUGUGAACUUCUAUAAAAGAGGACAAGGUGACUGUCAGAGUCCAGAGCUGAAGGUUCAGGAUGGAGAGAAGCUGCUGGAAACAGAUCCUGGUCCUGGUGCUGGUCUUUAUCUGCACUUAUGCAGAAGCUUCCUCCCCCCGGCACAUGGAGGACUUCAUCCGAGCCGUGAGGCAGGUGGAGGAUGAGGAUCCUGAGUCAGAUCCGGUUUCUGUCUUGAGGAGUCUGCGGAGAGCUGCCGGCCUUAACGACGCUUUCAUUCAGAACUUCCUGGGUGGUGCAGACUCUGGUGGUCCUGAAGUGACCCCUGACCUCUCUGCGCUCAUCAGGAGGGCCGUGCAUCACACGGUCACUGCGGGUGCAGCAGAGGAAGGUGUGGUCCUGACUCCUGAUGGCACCACUGUGGCGCUCACGCCGCUCCUCCUGGGAAUAGAAGCCGGUUUUCUGUCGAAGCCUAACAGGCCCGUUCGGGGUCUGUACCAGCUCACCCUGGCGAAAGAUCUGGACCUGGAUCUCAAGCAUGGAUCUCCUCAAAACCAGCUCCUGGGUCCUGACGGCUGCUGGGACAACAUCGCCCAUCCUCAGGUCUUCACCCUCUGGGACAGCCCGGCUCUGCUCACCACAGCUCAGAUAAACGGGGGCAUGGACGGAGUGGUUUUAGGGAUGGCGGUCUCUGACAGAUCCAGACGUCCCGUGAAGCUCAGCGACCUGCUCAGGGAGUACUACUGCCACCAGCUGGGGACAGGAGGACUAGACGUGGCCCCGCGCCUCAUCAGCCGGCGCCGCAGGGAUAACUUCAGAGAGCUGGUGCAGGUUCCCGUACUGAGCAGGCAGGUGGUGAGAGCCGUGGAGCUGCAGAGGAGACUGACCGGUCGCUCCACGAUGGAGGCGAAGGAGAAGAAGCAGCUGAUGGCGUUAGUGAGAGAGGGGAUGAAAGAGUUCGUCCACAAGUACAUGGUCUGCCCUCCCAUCAUCCCUCGCUGCAUGUGGGGAGCAAAGCCAUACAAAGGAACCCCCACCAACCUGUCGCUCCCUCUCUCCUUCAUGUUCAUCCAUCACACCUACAUACCUGGACAGCCCUGUCUCACCCUGCAGCAGUGCUCUGAGGACAUGCGCUCCAUGCAGCGCUUUCACCAGGACGACAGAGGCUGGGACGACAUCGGAUACAGCUUCGUCGCCGGCUCUGACGGGUCCAUCUACGAGGGCCGGGGUUGGCACCGGCAGGGAGCUCACACCCUCGGGCACAACUCGGUCGGCUACGGCGUGUCCUUCAUCGGAGACUACACCUCCAGGCUGCCUUCCCAGCACUCCAUGGGGCUUGUGAGGGAUCAGCUGGCUUCCUGUGCAGUCAGCGGGGGGCGUCUGAAAGCCAAUUUCACCCUGCAGGGGCACAGACAGGUGGUGGACACAUCCUGUCCCGGAGAUGCUCUCUACAGGGAGAUCACAAGCUGGGAACACUUUGGGGAAUGAGGAGGAGAGGUACGAUGAUCUGCUUAUCAGGAGGAGGAGAGCUGAUGAACCUGAAACUUCUCAGCAUUAAAAAGUUUUCAUUCAGCCAUUGCAUAUGCUUUAUUGUUUGUUUCCUGUCUACUUCUCAUUGUGUGACUUUUUCAUGUUUUUAAAUAUUAAAGAAAGAGAUAUUUGUA